Messenger RNA from Lates calcarifer (barramundi perch), 2123 nucleotides. RefSeq names its product phosphoribosyl pyrophosphate synthase-associated protein 1. Gene Ontology annotation, molecular function: magnesium ion binding; ribose phosphate diphosphokinase activity. Gene Ontology annotation, cellular component: cytoplasm; ribose phosphate diphosphokinase complex. Gene Ontology annotation, biological process: 5-phosphoribose 1-diphosphate biosynthetic process; purine nucleotide biosynthetic process. NCBI's taxonomy places the organism in Eukaryota, Metazoa, Chordata, Actinopteri, Centropomidae. The transcript is spliced from 11 exons. The record is from RefSeq and is a predicted model, not a curated record. The coding region runs from base 565 to 1761 and encodes 398 amino acids.
UCCAAUGAACGUUUGCCUGUAUCGUUUUUUCCCUUGGCUGCGACCGCAUUGCUACAAAGUUUAAGUAGUCACAUUUGAAUGUUACCAGCAGAGUUUUGAUUUAAUGAUUGUGUAGCAGCGCCCAAGACAGUUUUUGGUACCUUUCAGCUCGUCCUCCUGCUAACAAAAAACGCGUGUGUGCUCUGGAGACGAUGAAAACUCAGUGACCCGCAUGGAAAUAUAGAGCUCAGCUUUCCAUCUGCUGUCGGUUUUGUGUUAGACGAGUUUUUUUUUGUGAGGCUGGUCGAUGUGAAUGUGGUUGUUGACUCAUAGUUGCACGAGAGUUGCUUCAACGUUAUACGCAGCGCGUGUGUUCUUUAUCAUUUUAGCUUGUACACAGUGUUUCGUCACACAGCCUCAGUGUCAGUUGUAUUUUUCUUAAUUAGAGAUGCGUGUGCGCGGUGGACAUCGAAACAACCAAGUGUUUCAAUUUUAGUGUGGAAACUCUUUUUCAGGCAAUAACAGGCGUUUUUUUGGACGAAUUAGUGGAAGCGUAAACAAAUACCACAGUGAUUCCAAAGCAACAUGCCCAUUAGGCGUUUUGGGGGUCACAGGUCUCUGGUCUCUCACUCUCAACCCUCAAAGCUGUCGUAUGGUUACACGAAAAUGAAUGUUUCAAGAAGUGGCUACCGAGUUUUUUCUGCCAACUCCACCACCGCCUGCACAGAGUUGGCCAAGAAGAUAACAGAACGCCUGGGUGUGGAAUUGGGCAAGUCUGUGGUUUAUCAAGAGUCAAAUACAGAGACUAGAGUGGAUGUGAAAGAGUCUGUCCGUGGACAAGACAUCUUCAUCAUUCAAACCAUUCCCAGAGAUGUCAAUACAGCCAUCAUGGAGCUGCUGGUUAUGGCUUAUGCCCUGAAGACUUCCUGUGCCAAGAACAUCAUUGGGGUCAUUCCCUACUUUCCUUACAGCAAGCAGUGCAAGAUGAGGAAGAGAGGAUCCAUUGUCUGCAAGCUGCUCUCAUCCAUGCUAGCUAAAGCUGGGCUAACUCACAUUAUCACUAUGGACCUCCACCAGAAAGAAAUCCAGGGCUUCUUCAGUUUCCCUGUUGACAAUCUAAGAGCUUCCCCCUUCCUUAUUCAGUACAUCCAGGAAGAGAUCCCAGACUAUAGGAAUGCCAUAAUUGUUGCAAAGUCUCCUUCAGCUGCCAAGAGAGCUCAGUCCUAUGCUGAGAGGCUGCGGCUUGGGCUGGCAGUGAUGCAUGGGGAGGCCCAUCAUUCAGAGUCAGACAUGGCUGAUGGCCGACACUCUCCCCCCUUGUCCCGCACCACCACAGGACACACCGGCCUGGAGCUGCCAUCAAGCAGCAGACAUCAUGUCCCAUUCCCUGGGAUAGAGCUCCCAAUGAUGAUGGCGAAGGAGAAACCGCCUAUCACUGUUGUCGGAGAUGUAGGAGGAAGAAUCGCCAUCAUUGUUGAUGACAUCAUAGAUGAUGUGGAGGACUUUGUUGCAGCAGCAGACAUCCUGAAGGAGAGGGGAGCCUACAAGAUCUACAUCAUGGCUACACAUGGCCUGCUGUCUGCAGAGGCACCAAGACUAAUAGAGGAGUCUGCAAUUGAUGAGGUUGUGGUGACCAACACUGUUCCUCAUGAGGUACAGAAGCUGCAGUGUCCAAAAAUCAAAACCGUGGAUGUCAGUAUGAUCCUGGCUGAGGCCAUCCGGCGCAUCCACAACGGAGAGUCCAUGGCCUAUCUGUUCCGCAACAUCGCUGUGGAUGACUGAGGCAACACACACAUACGUUUACAUUCCUGCACACACAAAGCAAACACAUUACCACACUGAGGACCAAGAAUCAAGUUUACUCUAGUCUCUGUUUUAACCUGUUGUUCCUGCUUGUUUUGCCGAUAAAUAUACUCAGAGAAAUUGUCCCUAUUUACUAUAUGUUACAUAUGAAGCAGCUCAGACUCUGCUUUGUUCCUGUGAUAUGUUGCAUAGUGGAACUGUACAAACAGUACAAACUGUUUCACUUCACUAAUAUAUGGUUCUUACCAUUUUGAAACACAAAUAACACAACACAAUGUGUCAUGCAGCCUCUUAUGCUGCAGAAUUUAGCAAAUAAAACUAUUCCUCUUGGGUGAGUGAAA